This is a messenger RNA of Porites lobata, 44181 nucleotides long. The record is from the annotation of a GenBank genome assembly. NCBI's taxonomy places the organism in Eukaryota, Metazoa, Cnidaria, Anthozoa, Scleractinia, Poritidae.
GUUUGAUUUAAAGCGGAAGUUUCAAGGUUGCAAAAGGUUUUUUCAACUGGUGAACAUAUUCUUCUCUCAGGUAGGAAUCCGUUUAUUCUUAUAUUACUAUUUUGAUUCGAAAUAGCAAGGACGGCUUUCUGAAACACCACAUGACUGACACGUAAGAAGUUACUUUCUUCGCUUAAGGACGACUGAGAGAAUUAGACGGGGAAAAAAUAUUCUAUUUUAAAUAAAUAGAUAAAGAAAUAAUUAAUUAUAGGCACAUAACAAUCCACCUGUUCUGUCAUGCUCCUGGUUUCGUUCAGGUGCCAAGUUAAUGAUUAGUAAAAGAAGCUAAGGCAGUUUUGAAACAUCAGUUUGGUCAUGCUAACGAGCGGAAACAGCCGAUUGAUUCCCAGAAUCAUCCCAAAAUGUAAAGAAUCUAGUAACUCCCGUCCAUACAAACAACAUCGCGGUCUCCUUGCAAACUAACUUUAUAAUAUUUAGUCCUUUGAUACAAAGCUACACAUAAGCUUUAUUGACUACGCUCAUUAUUUACGUCAUUCGUUCACGGAAAGUACUGCCAGUGGAACCCCGUUAAUACGGUCACCAAUGGGCCAAAAAAAAUUGGCCGUAUUAACGGGUGACUGUAUUAACGAGGGCUUUUUUACAUGAAAAUGUACGGCCGUUUUGCCAGGCGGCCAAAAUAAAGUGAUCGUAAUAGUGAGGUGACCGUAUUGCCGAGGUUGUCGUAAGGCGGGACUUCGCUGUAAACAGAAUUUGUAAAGUGUAACUACUACGUGCUUUUUACGCUAAUUGCGCACUUCAAAUGCGUAUGAUAAUGGCUUGUUUGUUUCUCAGGAAGAACAAAUUAGUGCAUUCAGGCGUUAAUAUAAAAACAACGCAAAUAAUGUGAAAUGUGUUUGUUUUAUCGAGGAAGUUCAUUCUGACUCUGGGGACUGAUAAGGAAAUAGUAUGAAGUUUGAAAGUAUGGUAUUUAUAAAAAGUAAAGGAGGAAAUAAUCACAAACAUUUUAAAGUCCAUACUCAAAUAUCUACCUCAAAAUGCCGUCACUUUUACCUGGUGUCUGAAGUGGGUCAACAGAGUUAGAGAAUUUCCUGCUAGCGUUUUCAACAGGAGUCAACAUUGUGACCCAGAAUUAGCAACUGCGGACGCUCUAAUCCUUGAGCUUAGAACGAUGGUUUCUCAUUAGGACCUCAAUGUGUGAAUGACACUAGAGAUAUGUUCUCGUAUGUAGGUGACCAGUUUCCUUUUACUACGAUCGACAACCAAAUCUUGGUAUUAGCUUGGUAUUCAGAGUGGUAGCCUACGAGGGUCCUUUUGUUGUAGUUUGUGUAUUGCUACCCUACUCAACAGACCCACUCAUAAAACUUGAUCAUGGAACUACGGCUUUCAAUAAGUUGAAAGAGCUGUACCUUUUGGAGAGAGUACGGAAGGUACUAUCCUAAAUGGGAGUAAACCAACGCUGUUCUGCGGUAGAAGUCUACCUUAUCACUGAAAAAGUAGAAGAAAUAUCUUUGCAAAACAACCGGAAAACUAAAAUGUAAGGUGCAUGCGUGAGACUUCGCCAAGGCAACAAGAGUUGACAAUCCUGACUGAAAUAAAGAGGAAAUCCCGUAAAUGAAAGAAGAGACUGAAUGGCUCACAUUGCUGUCUUAAAAACUCUUCUUUUUCCAGUAAGAGAAGACACCGGUUACCCUCAUAAUUAUAGACCUUAGGAUACUGACAUCAACAUUUGUAGCUGACCUCGGGACACAGAGUGGCGGAGUGUCAUCACUCCGGAGACAGAGUGGGGUAUUCAGAGAAGAACACUGAGCUUGUCAGGAACGGAUCACAAGUUUUUCAGGUAGUAUAAAAGUGAGCUAAUUUGGCUCUGCUUGACUCUCUGUCGAAAAAAAGAAGAAAAUUCACGCCCAAGGAAGAGUUCAGUCCCAAAAAACCUCAACAAAAAAGUGACUCCCAAACAAUGGAAGAUAUAACGAAAGACAAAUGCUUGUGGCUAUAACUGGGAAGCGUCGUUAGCUGCAAACUGGCCAUAUUGCGGAUUACUAAGCUGAUUACAACAUAACAAAACACUGCAAGGAGCUAGAAGAAGUGAACAAACAAUGAGAGAGAGAGUGUUGAGAAACAACCUUCAGCACAGGCGCAACCUCCUCUACCGCCACGGCUCCCACCAUACAAUCCGUCAAGGAGGAGCGUAAAGCUCUUGGUAAGGAGGGAAGACGCCGUAAGGGAGUUGCAAUAAUAAAUUAGAAGCCUGCACAAGAAGAGAAGACAUUAUUAAAGAUAUUAAAUUCAGAAGAGGCCGGGAUAAAGUGAGUCUUUGGACAGUUGACCGAGAAAAAACAUAAAACAUAAGAAGCAUUAUCUAAUUAGGAAAAAAGAGCAAUGCAAAGAAAAAACGCGGAUCAGCACAUGUCGGAUUCUGGGAAACUGCUCAUGCGUUAACACGUAUUUUCACUUUUCAACCGGACCAAAAGCGAAACCCAAGCGAAAUAACUAGAAGGUUUGUCUAGGUAGUAUCAAGAGAGUUCUCUCUUGGUAGUACUUCAGUAAACGUAUUCAAUUUAUAAUUAAAAUGUGUGCAUAUGUGUUAGUCGUGAGAGGCCAAUUUUCGCUAAUUAUUUUAUGUUACUCGUUGCAUGUUUCAAUAUUUAUGAAUAAUGAAAAAUUUGUACAUUUUGCGUGAUCAAAGAAUAAAGCUUUAAUAAAACAAAAAUAUUUACGUUGAGUAUUAAUCCUUAUUAUAUGAAUCUAGGCAGGAAGGGAUUCUAGCUGUGCUGGGUCACUGUUCUAGUCUGCUCAGUGUAUCUGCUUCACAGCCGUUUUCAUAGUACUGUUCCAGAUCAGGCAGAAAUCAUAAUCUAUGUUUUGCUACUGACACAUGUAAGUCAUAGGACUAAAUCAAGGGAUUAAAUACAGCCGAUAGAAUUCAGUAUACUGCAGUAAAACUACUGGAUCUUGCUCAAGAAACUGUCUAAUAAAAUCAUGGCAUGCAAACUAAGUUCUCAGUGCUUAUUUCACAAAGCGUUUUUACAGCAAGCAGUGCACAUUGCAAUUAGGUUUCUGCAGGUUGCGCGUACAAGGCAUGAUUUCCAGGAGCGGUGUCAAACUGUGUUCUGAUCUGUGCGACGGAGAGUUUGUCGUUAUUUUCGACCUUUGACCGGAAAUAAUGGCUAAUAAAACAAUUAUUAGAUCUGUGUUUUUUUAUAUCCUUUCGGCUCUGCUGAUAACACUUACCUUGACCUUGAUUAUUCCGGAUAUCACCAAAACCUCAUCCAAUAAUUUCGUCCUUCCAAUGUUGGUGUCGAGAUGACGCCUGUGGAUUUCCCGUUUUGAGAGAUCAUAUAUACUUACUAAAAUGUCACCAGCUAUUUAAGUUAACGACUGCCCGUAAAGCGGUUUAGUCGGGUCAUUUCAGUUUCCUGACUGGGAUCAACUAACUUUUAUAUACCAUUUUUCACAAAAAAGGUAACAUAGGAUAUAUAGGGGUAUACAGGGUAUACCCCUUUCACAUACCUUGUUUACAACUUUGCAUCUCUUUUAACUGCUGUAAAUACACUGUCUUUUAAAUAGGAAUCAGUCACAAAAAUAGAACAAUUUCCCGUCUUUAUAAAGUCAUAAAAUUCAUCUCUUCGGCCCUUUGGGCCCUUUUACAGACCCAAAUGACAGAUUCCCUACCCUUUUAUAUACUUCAACGAGUAAAAUCCCGACCCUUUUAUAUACCUGAAGCCUAAAAAAGGUACCCCUUUCGGGCGGAGCCUCCCCGUAUGGGCCAGCUAUGGGGAGUACCCCCUUCCCCCGGAAGUUAAACCGAUACCGAGUCGAGGAAGCAGAACAAAGAAAGGGAGAAACAUUUCUGCUAUUUUAAUGUCAAACAGUUGUUACUGUAGUUGUUGUCAUUGUUGUUACUGAAAAAUCACUUACAACUAAUUGUGAACUCAAAGUCGCCAUAAAGGUAAAGAAACUUUUAGUGCAUUAUAUAAUGGUUAUUGCUAGGUAUUUUAUCUUUCGAUGUUUUGAGGAACUGUUCUUGAGCAAUUUUGCAGCAUAAACCGUGACACCAUACCUCCGAAAGUGUUAAAAGCGUACAAAAGCUGCAGUUCAUAGAUAUCCCAACGAAGGUGGUACCCAAGAAAGUUUUAUACGGAGAGGCUCCACCCCGAAAGUCCAACCCCUUACCCUUUAUGGCCCUUCAGUUAUGUACCCUUUUUCACAGAAAAAAUACCGCUUCCUUAUACCUUUCACUGACAAAUGGUAGCCCUGGCUUUCACAUACCUGCAGUAACCUAGGUUAGAGCUUUGCAUCGGCUUUUAACUGCUGUGAAUGCGCCUUCUUUUAAAAACCCGGGUUAGGGUCACACUUAACUAAAAAAAUUUCUCGACUUUUUCACAGCCACAAAAUUCUUCUGUAGCCCGUUUAGUAACAUAAUUUUACAAACCGAAACACCAUAUUUCCCUACUCUUUCAUAUACUUCAACUUUCGAAAUCCCUGCCCUUUCAUAUACUGUGCCCCUUUCGGGCGGAGCGUCGUCCCCAUAUAGGGAUUCUCCUCCGGGUUAAUAUUCCAGUUCAGUAUACCGGAGUAUACGGCGUAAAACAUGUUUUGAGCAGAUUUUAAAUAAGAGCGGAAAAGGCCAAUUGAUAUUCUUCUCAGCAUGACCAGUUAUUUCGUGCUUAUCGCUUACGCACGACAGGGUUUCUUACUUUAAUAAUCGGUAAAGGGGUCGAUAGUAAAUAAGUAGAGGAUGUCGCUCGUUUUGAACAGACUCCAAAUGAUACUUUUUGACGCCAGCGUCAAGGACCUCUUCCCAGGAUCGACUGAAACAGUUGCACUGACAGUACCGUAACACUUGCUUGCAGUGACAAGGUAAACUGCCGAAACGAAAGCUAGUCUUUGUAGCCUGUUGGCUGAGGCGUAAAUGAGCGGCCAAAACGAAAGAAGGGUGUUUUAAUAUGCCCUUUUCCAAAUAUGAUAUAAUAAAUUUUGUGAUUGCAGGCCGAAAUUACUUGAACAUUGCUAUGCAGAACAACUUUUACAAAGUUAUCACGAAAAUGGCUACCAUGAACGAUCCGCUAGCAGGGGACCUUGCAGAGAAACAACGAUGCAUUUUUCUUUAAUAACUUUCAGGUGUCUUGCAUGUCUAAAAAUUAUUCUUUUUACUUGAUCUAAGAAGGGGUAUACUUCUUCAGCUCCUUUUUUUCUGAUUUGGGGUCCCAACCAUGCAGCUGAUUAAUGCAAUGUCCGCUUGGAUAAACAGAGGCGAAGUGAAGCCUGAUCUUGGUGUAAAUCAGAACCAAAAAUGUAGAACUGCAAGCUUGAUCGAAGGGCUGCAUUGAACGAUUCCACCCCGGGGGUGUACUCUUCGCUAUUCUUGGUGUGGGUGUGCCGCCCGGUUCUCCAUAUCCUGGCCCUAUUUUCGACAAAAACAUUUUGGUUUCCAAGUUUUACUUAGUUGGCGAACCCACGACCUUGACAAAGUAUCCAGUAGUUUUUGAACCUGAACAUUCUGUUAGGUAAAGAUAUUUGACACACUCUUGUCGCUUACCCUAUUUCACACCACAACGGCCGAAAUGUAUACACAUUUUCAAAAACGGCUCAAAAACUCUACCCUUAGGGGCGGUACAUUCCAAUAUUGCUUACCUUAUUAUCACUUAUUUUCACGCGACUUUAAUUUCGCGAAUUUGGAAUAGAAAUACUUCGCGGUAUUUAAAUUUCGCGAUUCUGAAGAAUCAUCAUUUAUCAAGGUAAUUAAAUUUCGCGAAUCAAGUAAACUGGUGGUCGUUUUUUUACACUCCCAUUUCCAUAACGAAUAGAAACGCAACAAACAACUGGUUGAAAUGUUCCACAAUGUCAGUAACAUAACAUCUUUUAAAAGUGCACUGUGACCAACGGAGCGGCAUAGCCUGCAGUGCAGGCGUAUUUUGGGUGGGCGAAACAUUGUUCGUGUUAGUAUUGUUGCAGCCGCCAUCUUCGAUUUUAUGACAGUGAAAGAUUGGGGAGAGUAGAAAGAGUUUCAACAUGGCGCUUUCGCGAGCAAAAACAUUUGCGCGCCCGAAGAAAACGCCUGCACUGCAGGCUAACCGAGGCACUAAUCAUUCAGCAAGAUAAGGGAGAUGAGUCAGAUAAUGAGAAAUAAGGACAUACGGUGAACGUAAAUUUGAGCCAUCCUACUCGUAUGUAUUCCUAGCAGACGGAAAAACUUAAAUAGAGUUUUAAAACUAUAUAUAUGGGUCACUAAAUUUCGCGUCUUUAACUUGCGCGGCACCGUUUUUACGCGAAAUUUUUUGAAAAUAAAUGAUAAUUAAGUAUAUGCCUGGAGUAUCCCCUGGGAUUUUAUUGCGGGAUAACUGACGUAUGAAUGCCAGAUCUUGAAAUAUAAGUAUCUUGUUGCAGGCUACAGUCGCUUCGAGCACCGCAUCUAAACAAAGGUACUUUCAGACGGGUUCCAUGAUUCCUACGAUUUUCAAAGGAUUGGAAUUGAACUGGCAAACCUUUGAGGUCUUGGAACAGCAACCUUAACCGGACUAAACUGAUUACAGGUAAGUGACAAAGACAGAAUACUUCGUCGGCUGGUAUAAGUCUGGCCUUUUUCCAAGUCAUAGAAGACACCCAGUGUGAGACACUUGCCACGGGGAACCCGAACGCUGUAUUAGCUAAUAAAAUAAUCAGUUGCUAUUUGUUAUUUAGUGUGUUUCUUUAUGAGCCGUUUUGGAAGGGAUUUGAAUCAACUCAGAGACGGUUAGCAUUGCCGGUAUCCAUCCAAGACGUGUCCGCCAUUUUGGCUGGGUAACCGGAAACUUGUCAACGUUGCAAAUUUUGUAGUCAAAGAUCCACUGCAUUUGUCAGACCAUAGCCCUAUUACUACUUGGCUGAAUAUUAACAAAAAGACGAGUUACAAUCACACCAUACUUGAAGGAGAUACUUUAACGCGUUUACCGAAACAAUUUCUUUGGGAAAACGACUCCGCUCAAAAAUUCAAGGAUGCUCUGAGGUCUCCCCGUAUACAACACUAAUACGCGAUUAUAUUGCUGGCGACAAAUUCAAGGAAAAUACUGAACCAUCCCUCGAAAAGGUGGAAAACAUUUUAAUCACAACGGCUAAGUGUUGUUUAAAGAUAAGAGCAGGUAAAACGCGUAUAAGCGUAUCAAAUCAUUAUCAAACAAAAAAUGGUUCGAAAAAUAAUGUCGUUUGAAAAGGCACGAAUUACGAAAACUAGCAAACAAGAAACAUCAAGACCCUUUGAAUACUAUAUCAUACGUGAGCAAUACCAUGAUACUCUGGCUCAAUACAAGAAAUUACUUAAUUCUAAAAAGAAUGAUUAUUACAAUGCCAAGAUUUCUGAGCUAGAAAAAACUGCAGACAAUUCAGACGCGAAAACUUUCUGGCAAUGCCUCAAAUCGAUGGACGACACUAGAAAAGGAGAGGAUGUUCCAUCAAUGUUGGAGGAAAAUUGGCUACAAUAUUAAAUCAAUCUAGCAAAACAUUUGCAAUGAACUACGACAAAAUGAAUGCCAUGGUCAACACUCUCGUCCUUUAGAUUUCAUGAUAACUGAAAGAGAAAUACGUAAAGCUGCGGAAAAGUUAAAGAAUAAUAAAUCACCAUUUUCGGAUAAAAUUAGAAAUGAAAUGAUAAAAGCUAGUAUUGAUACACUGAUGCCGGUAUAUGAAAAAUUAUUCAACUCAAUUCUCAAUCAAGGGACCAUGCCACAGACUUGGUGUGGUGGUCUUAUUACUCCCAUUUAUAAAUCGGGCGGACGAAGCGAUCCGGCAAACUACCGGGGUAUCUGUGUCUCCAGCUGCCUGGGAAAACUAUUUUGUUCUAUCUUAAACCAACGACUUCUCGAGUUUAUCGUUUCUUUGAAUAUACUCCACAAAUCUCAAAUUGGCUUUUUACCGAAUAACCGCAUAGUAGACCACGUCCUCACUCUCCGAACCUUCAUAGAUAAGUACGUUCAUAAUCACAACGAAAAUUAAGAUCUAUGCUUGUUUUGUAGAUUUCAAAAAAGCUUUUGACUCGGUCUGGCAUGACGGGCUCUUGAAUAAGCUGCUUCAAAUUGAUGUUGAUGGUUCUUUUUAUAACUUAAUUAAAAGCUUAUAUCACAACUCUUCCUGCUCAAUUAAAAUUGCCCAAAAACAAAUGCGAUCAUUCCGUUAUGCGAGAGGUGUACUUCAAGGCUGUAUCUUAAGUCCAAUGCUGUUUAAUCUUUAUAUUAACGACCUACCUUUCGCAUUUGAAAAUACAUUAUCUGAUCCUUUUGUCUUGCCAAACGGUGCAAAACUAAAUUCUCUAUUAUAUGCAGACGAUUUAAUCAUUUCAUCACGAUCCAAAACAGGACUACAAAAUUGCCUUGAUAAACUAUCUUCAUUCUGUACUUCAUGGAUGAUGUAAAUCAAUUCCAAGAAAACAAAAAUUAUAGUUUUUCAGAAACGUGCGAGAAAAAAAUGCUGAUUUUCACUUUCUCAUUGAUAUUGAAAUAAUUGAUGUUGUACAAGAGUACACUUACUUAGGAACUCGAAUGUCCUCAUCGGGAAAUUUUUCAGUGUCACGUACGCGUGAACAUCUCAAGGAGAAACCUCUUCAGCUUGAGACGACACACGAACCUUAGCAAACUAAAAGCAGCUCUCGCUUGUGAAAUAUUUGAUACUAUGAUCUCCCCUAUUCUAAUAUAUAACAGUGAAAUCUGGGGUGUGUAUGCCAAACCAGACUUUAAGACCUGGGACGGCUCACAAAUGGAGAAGGCACACCUUCAAUUUUGUAAACGAUGCUUGGAGGUAAACAACAAAGCUUCUAAUAUAGCUUGUAGAGCAGAGCUUGGUCGUUUUCCUUUAAAUAUCACAAUCAAUCAAAAACUUCUCAAAUACAUUUUGUAUAUACAGUCUAAAGAUGAGGAAUCUCUCGUCAAACAAGCGUUUUUAAUGUCAUUCUUCCACUCUUAAGUUAAUGAAUAUGUCAGAAUACUUUAAGCUUCCUAACUUUAACCCUGAUUUAUUAGAUAUAGCUAUGGUAAAAAGCUAUGUAAGUUCAAUGAAACAGGAAUAUAUCUCAUAUUGGCAAAACACCCUUCAACAUGCUCAAAAACUUGAACUUUAUAGAUCUUUUAAAACCGAUCAUACCACCUCUAGUUACUUAGACUUAGCAAGAGGAACAGCUGGGAGAAGGGCUUUGGUAAAACUACGAAUAAGCAAUCACAAACUGAGUAAUGAUAGAAAUAGGCAGAUACAAUCAAACUGCAAAGGAUAAUAGGCAUUGCCCUUUUUGUGGAUGCAAUGUAAUAGAAGACGAAGUUCACUUUCUUUUUCGAUGUCCUACAUACUCUAUGAUUACGAAUAAAUUUUACUAUAAAGUCAAGACUCUAGUUCCAAAUAUUACCCAGUUACCGAUAAACGGUUUGAUCAAUGAACUGAUGAACUCUUCUAAAUACUUUAUUGAUAUACAAUUCAUAAAAUAUAUUUCAGCUUGUUUUGAUGUUCGUGACAAAUUAUUAUCAAAGUAACGUAAUUUCCCUGUGUUGUAAUUUUGAUUCCUAAACACAAAUAAAGCUCGUUGUUGUUGUCUUCCUUAAAGGAAGGUUUCCUUCUUUUAUAGGCACCCUCCCGCGUUUAAUUGAGGCAUUAGCAUUAGCAUUAGCAUUAGUCCUGUUCAGAAGUUUUCCUCGCGAAUAUUAUAUUCCAUGAGUCUCAGCGCCAGUAGCGAUGUACUGAACGCGUUCACAUUUACUUGUGCGUCUUGUACUCACUUUGUAGAGACUGACGCAUUUCCGUCUCACCUCAUCAGUUUAUAAAGUCGUUUUUGGUGAUGUUUAUGAAAAAAUGUUCAGAAAUUAUUUGGGGCAUUUAACGCCUGCGUAGCAGGCGCUUGGAAGUAGUUGGCGUAAGAAAGAACGGGCGCGCGAGUGGGAGAAGGAGAGCCUGCCCAGAAGGCCCACGGAAAUCGUUUCAACUAGCAUUCUGUGAGUGCGGAUAUUUCCAAUUGGUUGAGAGGCUUCCGAGGGGGAAAGUAACCGCGCUGGGUGAGAAAACUGUCAAUCAAUAGUACAUGAUAGAUAAUAGAUUGAAAAUUUCUUUGGUGCUUUUUCCAGAUGUGAUCAAAAGCGCUUUACAAAAAUUUCAUAUAAUAUUAAAUACAACAUUGAAUGGAGAAAAAGUAAAAAAUAAAAUUUCAAGAGAUUCUUUAAAAAGAAAGGUCUUGAUAGAUUUCUUAAAACUGUUUAAGGAAGCAACAUUUCUAAUAAGCAGGCAGUUUGCUCCAAAGCGCAGGGGCAGCAGCAGCAAAGGAGCGAGCACCAAGUGUAGGCAGCACUUUCAGUGUAGGAGGUAGCAGCAGAGUACUGCUGGUUGAGCGGAGACCGUAAGUAGAGUCUAAGUAGAUUUGGGUUUGACAAUUAUAAGUUCACCGAUGUAGGGAGGAGAGAGACCGUGAAUAGCCUUGAAAGUGAGAAGCAUGCAGGAUCUUGAAUUGAAUUCGCUUUACGACAGGUAGGCGGGAAGUUGUCGUAGUGCAGGAGUUAUAUGGCAGAAUUUACUAAGGUCAAGAGCAGUGCAAGCAGCAGCAUUCUGUACUCUCUGUAAUUUUGAAAUUUGACACUGCGGGAGGCCAUACAUGAGACUAUUGCAGUAGUCCAGCCGACUUGUGACAAACGCAUGGAUAAGAGUUACUAGACAGUCUUGUGUCAGGUAUUUCCUAAUCCUUCUGAGGUUAUGCAGAUCCAGAACUGCAUACUUAUACCAAUAUUUCGGAAGGCACGGCCUUCCUUCUUCAGGGUCUUUAAUGCAUACAAUGAUAAGGUUAAGCUAAAACGCUACAAUUUGAAAUAAAGAAUAGCGUGCAAUAUGAUACUGAAUGACACGUAAAAAGUUUAAAAAUAAGAAAAAAGUGAACAUUAAAAGUCUAUGAAAACAAAAACCGCUGAAGAAGUGAUAUGAAAGGAAUUUGAGAUGUAAAAAUAGUUUAAAUAUGAAUGAUUACAAACGGAAGAAAUAAGAAAUGUUAGAUUACAUUUCAUCAAGAGAGGAUUUAUGCUUCUCUAGCUUUUCGUACACUGUUUCCAUUAGAUUUAAUGAGUUCUAGUGAAAUAAGUGUGAUGUCGUUAGCAGAGUGAUCAUUAGUAAGAGAGUGUUCUGAGACUGUGGUGGGUUUGGAAAUAUUAGAUUGGUUGUCAACUGGUCUGAAGUGUUCGUUGAAACGGUCUUUGAGUCGUAGCUUGGUUUCACCUAAGUAUUAUUUGGAACAGUGGUUGCAUUGUAUGAUGUAAAUGACGUUUUUUGAGUUACACUUGGUGUGAUGAGCUGAUUGGCCUGGUUUCGCCUGUAGAGUGGAAUGUGUAUGAAGUUUGUCCGCCAGAUAUGCAUUUGCAAGUAAGUCAGUUUUUUCCGCAUAGGUUUGAGCCCCGGGGCUGGUUGUGUUGUCUGGGAUUGCGAAGUUUGGCCCUAACUAGAAAAUCGCUGAGGUUGCUACAACGUCUAUCGGCAACGGGGAGAUGAAAUAAGGAUGCGAAAAUGUUUGCGAAUAAUGGAUGAGAUGAAACGAAGGGCUGUGUUGUAGGUGAUAACGAAGGGAACACGUUCUGGUUUGUCCAGUGUGGAACUGUCCUUGUGAUAUUGUUAACUCGUUGUAUUUCCCGUGAAGGAAAUAGCGAUUAUAGCCACGUUUGUAAAGAUAGUCAAUAAGUUCAUUGGUGCGGAGUAUGAAGGUCUCGUUGUUAGUACAAAUGCGGCGGAGUCUGAGAGCUAGACUGAAAGGAUAGCACAUUUGGUAUGUACGGGAUGAAUUUUUUUCGCAAUAUUUAGGGUGUGGCGGAGGGGGGGGUGGGGAAUAUAGGGAAAAUAUCAGGAAUUUCCGGAAACAUAUUGUUGUCUGACCUUCCUUCCAACAUUUUAUCAUCUGUUUCCUGAAAAGAAUAUCGUGAGACAAAAGCAAUUACAUUAACAAUUUUGGCACAACGAGCUGAUUUGCGCCCAAUGAUUUUUUCUCAUCAAAUGGUAACACCGUCGAUCUAAGUUCCAGUCCCGCUUUCAGGUAGUCCUCGGUGAUGGUAAGUUUAUUUGCCCUCUGUGCUGGCAUUUUAGCAGUGGGGUUCAUUGAUUGUUUAACUCCUUAUCUAUGAAAAACUCUCUUACAUGGCAUGAUGGCAUGUAUUUUUUUUUAAACUUUUUCCUGUGUAUAAUUUGGCUGUGAAUGUUUGGACCGAGUCGCUUACAAUGAUCCUGUUAUCGUUCGAAAAAAAUGCUAGGAAAGAUAUCCGAUUUGGAGAAACGUUUUUCCCUGCAUUUUGUUUUGCGCAAUAAUGUCUGAAAAUAGAGCUAGCCAUCAUCUUCCAUUAUGUCUGCGUGAACUGACAAAACGCAAUGUAGUGUUAAAAACAAAAUUGAAAUUUCCCUCGUGUUUCAGGUCUUUCAGUUUCAUACAGGAGAUAAAAUCACCACCAUCGAUCUAUCUUCUUGUGCGCAACAUUCAUUUGAGGUAUGUACCAAGCGAUUUUUUAUCUCUUAGUUAUUUGACCUCUUGGAGGGGGGUACAGAAGGGUAAAUUAAAUCCCCCUCCUCCCUAAACUUGGUUUAAAAAUUGGCGAUGGGCAACACACGACUCCUGCACUAAGUCGUAAAGGAAGUUAUCUGACCCUAAUAACUUACACCAUAAUAACACCAUACCCAACGAAGAGGACGUAACCACGUUAUGUCACGCAUGAAGAUUUUCACUGCGAGAAAAGCUCCUAUUUACCUACCAAGUAUCUAAGAAAGAUACUCUUUCUUAUAUUAACAGAAAACUCGCUCCAAUUUUGUGGUAGCAACUACCUACAGACCCAUGGAACAGCCACGGGAACACAGAUGGCUGUUGCUUUCGCUAACAUCGUCAUGGCCAGAAUAGAAAACCAAAUAUUGAGACAGAAAUGUAUUGAAACGUACAAUGGGUACCAGGGGAUUUUUCUUGAGUGCAGUAGGAUGCUUCGAUGUCGCAGACCGACAGAUCUUCGGUCGAAGGCCGAAGUCGCGAGCGGCGAAGCCGCGGAAAAACUAUAAAAACUUCACCGAAACCGAAAACCGCCCAUAAAGAAAGACUCUGAUACCGGCCCAGGGUAAUUAAACUGCUGUUUUGGAAAAGAUGUAUUGAGGAUGUGUUUUCCACAUAGACAAGUCUAGACAAAAUAGAGAGCAUCGAGGAAAAAAUACUAUACUAUACUAUAAAAUUCAAGGCUGAGAUGUCAGAAGAAGAGAUCACUUCCUUGGACGCAAAAGGGCACAAAGGGGUUAGAUUCAACAAGAAAUAAAUCCUAAAGGUGCAAACUCAUUACAGUAAUUACAAACUAACAGAAACCUUUCAGUACACGAACUUCUACUCGUGUCACCCACCAGGCGUGAAGAAACGCUUCAUUAAAGGAGAAGCGCUCAGGCUUCUAAGGACUAAUUCACUAAGGUCUACUGAGAAAACAACCAGCUACGCGAAAUCUUUAAAGAGCCUCCACUCAUAUCAUAUCGCAAGGGAAAAUUAAACCCGGGCAAAAGUAUUUUCAAAAUCCGCCGAUUCGAUCGCCUAUUCACCCCCCUCGAAAGGACGUAUUAGUUAGAGCGAAGCUCUGAACAGUCACUUAAUAGUAUUUCAUAGUAUACUGAUAUGUUUUUCCCCCUUAAUUAUGUAAAUCCAUUUUUAAAGAUGGAUAAAUAGAGCUCAUUGUUAUUAGAUAACUUCCUCAACGACCAGCUGCAGGUGUCGUGUGUUGUCUAGUCGCCAAUUUUGAAACCUGGUAGUCUGAGAUGUGUCAAAGUUUGAUUCCAUGCUUUCUCGUUUCAGUCUACCAAGGGAGUCCCAGGAGACCCGAGGGGAUCGAAGUGUACGUCAAAUUCCCCGUUUCUCCUUCCCUUUUCAUUACGCAAGUUAAAAAAAAAGCACAAAAUUAUCUUCUCGUUGAUAUCUCCCUACGCCCAACUUUUCAUUUUCGCCCCGAUUUCUCCCUCCUCCUAUUCUGUUCCUCUCCCUUCUUCAUGUAGCUCAGUUAAAUCGCGCAACCGAAGGCUAUCACUUUCACAAAUCGUCGAGUUAUUGAGCAAGGAGUUUUCAGGUUGUUUGUCUAAAGAUCUUCAUUCAUUGAUUCUGAAAAUUAUUUCUUUGUUGUAAUUUACUUGGCUGAUCGUCGCUGAUUUCGAAUUUUCUUGGAAAAAUUUAUCAAUAUCUCAUCCUCUUUCAAGAGAGCGCUGGUAACGAGGUUGUCCGGCGAUACAUCCUGGUCUAUGUACAACAGGUGAACCCAAGUUGGAAGUAUUUAAGAAGGCAGUAAUGAUGUCUCAGCGUCGUUAGCGCAAUAUUACAGUAACAUUGUAAAACAACCAGAAAUGCGUAAAAUGUCAUAAUUAAAGUUCGACUGAUGUUUUUAUGAAAAUGACAUUCACGUUACCCAAAGAACGUUUCGGUGACACUCACAUUAAACUCCACCCAGUUUCAGCUGUUUCAGCAACUCCGGCAUGGGCAUCACCUGUCUCAGACAAAUGAUGUCCGAAACUGAAAAACAGUACCGGCUUUCCGGAACAGCCGAUCUUUGGCCUUCAAUACUGGGGCCUUAAGGCUUCGAAAUUUUAGCUAUCUCUAGUUUUCUUAUAAUCAUUGAUCCAAGGUUUUCGAUUUACCGCCCUUUUGUUGCAGAUCUUAGAUGAAUUUCAUAACGCAGAAAACCAAACAGGAUAAUUUGUCUAAAAUAGCCAAAUUGUGACAGAAAAUAAUCUUUACUCUGCCAACUUCCUCUUUACUUAAAUAAGUGUUAAUUACUGUGUAGUUUUCAAUAUAUUGUUUGUGUAUCGAUUUGUCUGUGAACCUUAUAUUACUUACCUCUUUUGCUCGAUUUCAUGGCCCUCGAAUCGAGGCCCUUUUGAUCCCUUUUGGUCGCAGCCAAUCGAAAGUAAACACUUUAUCCUCUAGAACUCUCGACUGUACGUCGAUAAAGGGGGCUGUGAAAAACUUAAGGCGGAGAAAUCCUUUCUCGUGUAGAAAGCCUCGUUUUCGCAAGCGAAGUAAAGGUUUAAAAAAAUUCUCCUGAAUUGAAGAGAUACGUUUCUUAGAAUAUUUGAGGCAAUUCCUGGAACGCUACGGUACAUAAAUUUGGUGUUUUGGGCAAAUUUGUAUUCAGCCAGGCUUUGUUGUAUUUAUUUAAGCUUAACUGAUAAAUUGCUUUAGUUAUUUAGGGCUUUUCUGGAACGUGCAUGUAAUGCACAGUUUUUUGGCACUGUUAAUGGCAAAUAUCACUGAAAAAUGGAAAGAAAUUGCAACUGAUUCAAACCGUUUGAAAUGUCACGCUUUACUCGCAGCACGUCACCUUAACUUCCAUUGGAAACUACUAGUUAGCCAGCGCUUGUCCUCUUAAAAAAUACUCCGACGAAGACAGAAUAACAGCGGCCGAAAAUUAAGUUUAUAUUUAUUUAUUUUUAUUUGAGAUAUAUAUCUCGAAAGUAGUUAUUAAUCUAUUUAGAGAUUUGGAUUUAGUGUGCGAAAAUUUCUGCUUUGUGAAGGUGUGCUCCCUAAUUUCUUUAGAAUUUUGUUCCAAUAAAAGGUGUUUUGUGAAAGGUUUGAAGCCAGGAGUCAUUUCAAAAGUAGGUUGAGUUUGAGUCGUCCGGGUGAACGUAGUCUUGAAUAGGACUGUUGUUGUUGACAGUGAUUGACGUUUCGACAACCUGUGCGGUAGUCAUCUUCAGAGUCAAAGUGAGUUGUAUCACGCCAGUUGAUGGUAUUAUACUCGGGUUAUUGAUUAGGCUUUUGUACAUUAUGCUUUUGCUUCCCUAAUAAAAUGCUCCACCUUAAUGCUCCAUUUUUCCCACUAAAAUGCUCGGUCUCCCCCAAAAAAUCACGAAAAUGCUCGGAUUAAUUAAUUUCAAAGUUUACACUUACAAAAACGUGCAAGUGUUGCAAGUAACAACGACAACGUGUACAAGUUCAUAAAAACAGCCAAAAAACCAGCUGUAUUAGGUUUUUUGUGAAUUUUGAAUUUUAGUCUUCAUUUUGUUUAAAAAAGCAGGAGCUCAUAGAGCAUGGGCUCCUGAAAAAAGUUAAUUUCGACUUUAUUUUCUCGGAAACAUUAAUUUUCCGGGGAAAAUGCCACUAAAAUGCUCGAAUAAUGCUCAAUGCUUUUGCCUCACUAAAAUGCUCGAAAAAAUGCUAGCAUAAUGUACAAAAGCCUAUUACUGAUCUGAUUGGUCAAUUACGUCGCGAUGUUAUUGGUCGUCUGUCAGUUAAGCCGUGAUGUUAUUGGCUAUGAGGAAUCGUAAUCAGUAAUUGGUGCGUUUCGAUCCGUCUACUGUCACAGUUAAACAGUCGUCUAUUGUUAGUCAAAUUGUCAGUUCUCUAGUCGUUCUCGCGUAGUUAGUUUUGGUUGAUCUCGUCAAUAAGUCGUUUGUACGGCGCUGGUAACUGUUAGCUACGAUUCAGUGGCGUUUGUUCUAAGUUAGUAAACCACCUUUCUAAAGUAAGACUUUGAUAGUAGUCUGUAGAAUACGCUAUACAUGUCGCAGAGUCCCCGUCAAUUUGAUGUUUCGUCUGUAAAUGGUGCUCAGCAACGUGAUUGUUGACGUCACCAUUCCUCGUCACUCGUUUGUGUUCGGUCAGUCGCGUGCUUAGGUUUCUGCCGUUUUCAGAUCAGACUUAUAACAAAACCCGCUAAAUACAGAUACCCCGUCUGUAUAGAAUGUUUUCAGUAUCUUAGCCAGUAUCUAUACAAAUUUAUUGGAACUAAAGGAUGCGUUUGCAUAAGAAAAGAGUUCAACUCCCACAGGAUUUGUUUGGGACACCAACAUGGCCGCCGUUACAUUGUUUUGGGACACCAAUAUGGCCGCCGUGACGUCAUGUGAAAACACUCUAUUAACGCCCGGAGUAGUCAAUCGAUAAUUAUUGGUAUCGAUGAAUCAAUAAAAAUCGGUAAAUCUGAUUUGAUUGAUAUCGAUUGUAUCUACCAAUCGGUAGAAAAAGUAGACUGCAAAACAGUCGGUUUUUUUCUCAAAAUCAGUAAAGACAUCGGUAAAGCGUGGCGUAAGAGUCUAACGUGCGCGAAGCGCGCAAGCCUCACACGCUGUUUUCAGCCUCAUUCCAGACCUUUUGUUUGACUACUCGCGCGUACUUGAAUACGCAAAAAUACGGACUGUUUUGCAGUCUAUAGAAAAAGAUGACACACCCGCUUUAUCUUGAUUUUUACCGAUUUUAUCGAUUUGUAUCGGAGGAUAUAUAUGUUCAUCAAAAAAUGAAAACUGAAUUUAUGCAACCAGUAAAUAAGCUUUUCUAUAAAACCAGGUUUAAAAUCUUCUUCUGAUGGCUGAUAUUGGCCAGGUUUGUAAGCGCCCAGUUUUUCAUGAUUUAGACCUCCGUCCCUUUCAAAAUAACGUUGGUGUAGUUCCUGGUGUAGUUAAAUCCCGGAGUAGUCAAUAGAUGUUAAAUCGAAAUCAAUAAAAAUCGUUAGUAAUCAAGUGAUUUUUAUCGAUUCGAUUGAUAACGGAAAACGGUGAAAAUCUAUUUAGAGAAGUCUUUUAGCCUGAAUUUCAGACAUUCCUUCUACUCGAGGGGAUGUCUGAAAUUCAUGCUAGGAAAUCCCUUUUAUCUAAGGUUGUAUUUUUGGUGAUACUUGCCUGCAAAAACUAAAUUUAAUUAACCGAACAGUUUUGUUUUUGUUAUUAUGUACAAAAUAAAGGGCUUUAGAGAGAAACUUGUGUGUAAUUCUUUCCUCAUUUCUCAUUUUUAUGUUUGUUGAUCAGUUGUUACUCGUGGAUGUGUUUUCUCAACAGCACUAUCUAUAACUUAUAGCUUCCGUUAUAAAUCGUUAAAAUCAUAUAAAAUCGAUAAAAUCGUCGAUUUGACACAGCAAUUUAGUUGAUCGAUUUUUACUGUUAUUAAUCGACAAAAAACACUUGAUUGCUACCGAUUUUAUGGAUACCGAUUUUUAUCCAUUGACUACUCCGGGAUUAACGGGGUUUGACUAGGCCUUGGUGGAUUGUGCUCCUAAAAGUGGCAUAUUAUGCUACUAGCAGUGCUCGAAAUUUUGCCAAAUUAUGCCAAAAUUAUGACAGAAUUCCCAAAUUAUGCUCUUGAUUUCCGAAAUUAUGCUCACAAAAUGACGUAGAUUCUGUACAUAUAGGCGCGCAAUAACCACACCAAAUUAUGAUGUUUUUCAAAUAAACUGUUGUUGUAAAUUUAUUUGUGUUUUAUGGCAGUUUGUCUCGGCCCUCAACUGUCCAAAUUAGCUGCUCGCAUCUCUGAACCGUUUGUAAAAUGUCUUCAACGACUUAACGAUCACACCCGUAUAUACUGACUGACCCAAAAGAAUAUAGUACCUUCUUGAUUUAAACUAACUCAAACUAUAGCGAACUAUAACGUUGAAAGUAUCAAGCCACGAAGUAAAUCAACUUGUCUUGAAAGUUCUGAGUUCUUUCAGCACCAAUAAUUGCUUGAAUAAACAUGGAUAAGAAUAGUAUACACAAGUCAACAGCAGCGCUUAUUGUAUUGCAACAUGGAGAUAGUCUGCCAGAGCGCUGUCCUGGUGAUCACUGAAUGCCGCUGAGAGUAGGGAGAAGGCUCGCUCAGCUGCAGCAGAGGAAGGCUGCACCAAUAGAACCUGCUUCACUGCGGCUGAUUUUAUUUAUUUCUGUAGAAAAUACACCAUAUUUACUAAAUUUUAUGAAUUUGUGCCCCAAAAAGUGCUAAAAUUUGCUAAUUAUGCCGUGGCAGUGCUCGUUUAAAAAAUUAUGCUCUUUUGCUCCAAUUAUGCCAAAAAUUAUGCUAGCACAAUCCGCCAAGGCCUAGGUUUGACUGUAUUUCAAAAUUAUCAUAUCAUAGCUAAUUUGUAACCUUAGAAGCUAGUGAUUCAAAUAUCUCUAAACAGUUUACCUGUAUAUUUACGACCUAAAGGUAAGUGUCCUAUGUCCUAUGGCCUAUGUUGCACCGCGUCUUAGCGUCUUUUGCAGCCAACAUCACUAAUUUAAUUAACGGAAAUGCUGCGCGCAAAAUUCUAUUUACCAGGCAUCAACCGCCGCAUUUACAUGGAAAUAAAUUUUAAAAAACGUCGUAAAUUGGCCUUCAUGCUCAAGAAAGAGUAUUCUUUUUAGAGAACUGAUUCUCCAAUCUCAGGGGAAGAACGAGGAGCAUUAAAAAACACUCCAAGAAGGAAACAUCGUUGAUAAGAUUAAAGCACAGCAAGACAAAAAAGAUGCCAAACCGUCGAAAAACUUCAAACAGUAUGAUGGUAGACAAGAUUGCCUCGUGAGCAGCGAAGAUGCAGAACGACGCGAUUGGAGACAGGACCCUUCCCAUUGUAGCGGUCAUUGAUAAAUCCGAAAAAUAUAAAGUCCACGUGAGAACCGCCCUUUCUAAAGAUCUCUUAGACGGGGUCAACGUUGGGAUUUUCUUGGAGGGCUUAAAAGCCUUAUCAGCGUGGCUCUCAACGGGUUUUUGGGCAACUCUUCAACUGGCGAAACCGAAAAGAACAAUUUUUAUGUCAUUCUUCGCUAACAACAGCCUUCUGUGGCUCAGGUGAAUUCUAACCCGCACCCCAUCACCUCCCCCACCACCCCCUUAACGCCUGCUACGCAUUUAUCGGGUGUUAUUGACCUUUCGACUACCCGCGGAUACCCGCAAUAGAAUGUUUUCAAAUGACGUCACGGCGGCCAUAUUGGUGUCCCAAAACAAUGAAACGGCGGCCAUGUUGGUGUCCCAAACCAAUCCUCUGGGAGUUGAACUCUUUUCUCAUGCAAACUCUUUCUUUUGUUCCAAUAAAUUUGCAUAGAUGCUGGCCACGUGAGUGAAAACACUCUAUAAAUAAACGAGGCGGCAAACUUAAACUCGGACCACGUGACCAGCCGCAGAUCUCAAAGCAAGACAGAACCCUGGAACGAGAUGACUCAUGCAAAAAUUAGUCUUGCUUAGCGUCGUCGAAGCCACGUUUUAGGAUUGCUGUUCAAGCCCGUAGAAGUGUGGAUGUAAAAGGUAAUAAGUAGUUGUUAAUGCGUGUAUAAAGAAGGGGGAAAGAGUGCUAAGUAGGCUAGGGAAGGUUGGAAAAAUCUUUGUAACUUUAUUGAAGUCAGCUAUUUCUUAGGAUAGCAGUAGUAUAGAAUUUCAAACAAGUCAAAUUGUCUAUAUUAGAUCUCUCUACUGACUAGAAGUUAAUUUAGAACAAGCUUACUACCUGUCUGAAUGCUUGAGAGAAACUAUAUCCAUUGUGAGCGCCUAAAAACGUCAAGAGCUAGCAAAGAUGAGAGUUUCGCAAAGACACGAAAAUUGUAGUUUAAGGUUUGAGGCUUCCAUUUUAAAUUAAGCUGAAAUUGUCGAACAUAAUGUUCCCUGUAAAAAUGUCAUUAUUCUCUGGUAACCUUGGAACAAAGACUGUUUUGAUAAUCAAAACGAUUACGUUGUGUUAAAAUAAGAAGUUUCUAGAAGAUAUUCGAGUUGUGAUCACGGCAGGAUUAGCUCAGUCGGUAGAGCGCUUGACUGCAUAGCGGGAGGAUUCUUGGGGCCGGAUCUUAAAAUUACUGAAAAAAAUUACUGAGAAAUGAAGGUACUCCAUUUGCACUGCAAGCUGCUAGACCUUCGUUUGACUCGGAUGACCAUUUAAAAUGGCGGUCCUGUCUCCAGUAAAAGAUGUAAUAGCAGUGUCCUAAAAUAGUACUUUUGUGCUAAAUUCAUUGACAUUCAAGUAAAGGGCAUUUGUUUCGUUCAAAUUAUGAGGCUCAAUACGAAUGACUGCAUCUCAGACAAAAAUUUUAAUUCCCACUUUGAAUAACAUGCUUUGCAGGUUUUAAGUUUUGCAAUUUUCAAAGUUCCCGCGAAAAUUAUUUUGAUCUUUGGACUGGGACUCAAAAUAGACCUUUUCACCGUUUUUUCAACUUUUUAUAUGGACCAGUCAGGGAAAAUCCGUCGACACCACGAGAAAGAGCGCCUUAAUAUUAGUAAAAUUCCCAACUUUGAAAGCGAUACGUCUUUAGCAAGCAAAGAUAUAGCUCUGCAAAGUCCCAAAAUUUUACAGAUGCGUUUGUAAAAUUACGUGACUUUGAGGUGGUGUAUCGAUCUUAGGUUUCAACAAAUCACUUAAAACUUGGCAAUCUCACUAAUUUUGAGGCGCUUUUUUCAGUGUUGUCAAUGGAUUUUCCUGAAUUUGCCCAUGUCAAAAGUUGAAAAAAAACAGUGAAAAGGUCUAUUCAAGAUGUGAAUAUAAUGCAAUAAUGAAGAAGGCCACAAUAAUUAUUACUGAGAUCAGCCUAGCUUUUCAACAUUUUGAUGUUGGAAAUGUGUUUCAUCUCAUUUAUCCUCAAACUUGUUGUAUAAAACUUUGUAAAUAUUAACUUGCAGUAGGAAAAAUCCAGUCUUGAUCAUUUGCAAAAAUAGCUUCAGCCAGGGUGUUUAGUUUGACCCUAAAGAAUUAAGCACCAAAUAUGAAUGAGCUUACCUUUUAUCUUGACAAUUUUAAGGUCAACAGCAUAAUUUCCGUGGUCUAGUGGUCAACUGUAUACAUUUCAAACAAUUUGUCAAGCAGUGAAAACAUUUAGAUACCUGUAUGUAGAAGAUCAGGUCACCCUCAAGAUGCCCAUUGUAGCGAUCGCCGUACAUCAACUAUUUCAUUGCAGUUUUUCUUUGAAAAACUUAUCUGUACCAACGCCAUAAAGUCAGACAUAAUUUGUGUCUCACACACUCCAUAUUUCUUUCACUUCAGAUAAUUAUACAGAUUCAGUGUACCUACACGUGAUUGAAAUCAGUCAUGUGAUUCUAUAGCAUGCCCAUGCACGUGGCAGUCAUAAAGAAGUAGUCUUGAAAUAAAUGGAUAAAGCUAGAAUGUUUAUUGGUUAAAAACUGCGGUUGAAUUGCACAAUCACGAGCUAAAAAAAACAUAGUUUUAAUAGGAGACGUUAAUAAGAGAUUAUUUAAUCGUGACCAUAAUGUAUACACUCACUGUAGAAGUUAGUUGACCUUGAACACCAGAUAUAUCUUAGUGGAGAUUUUAGAAUUUAUUAUUGUGAAAUAUUUUUUACAGGCCAUUUUUUCCGACUUUUGACACUCAUGACAACUGUCACAAUUCCAUUAACUACAUAAUGAGAAGAAAAAUGCUCCAUUUUCCUUUGGCUGUUAAGGCAUGUGGUAAAAUGAUAUUAAAGAUAUUUCCUCUUAGUCAUUAUCUAUCAAUAUUUUUCCUUUGGCGAGCCCCCAAUGGGCUUUGUGGAUAUUGAAAGUAAUCUCCCCCAUGCUUUGUCAUGACCUGAAAAGGGAAAUUUUAACAGUGUUUGGGGCUAAUAUGGAAUGUGCUUGGUAAUCAUUUUUCAAAACCAUGAACAAUAAGCUGUUGACGUGACCCCCCAGAAUGUCCUAAAAGGAUUUUGAUGUUUCCUUUGACAAAUCCUAUUUACAUACAUGUACAUUAUUUUUUUCAUGUCUUGCUUCUGUGAUCCUUUCAUAGAAGCAAUUUUACAUGGUAACUACACUCAGCCAUAUAGUUUACAGAUAUCCCAUGGGUAAAAUUAAGGGAAAAUUGAAAUUCAAAAUUUAGCAGUUGAAUUACAUACUAACUGCUGCUGUUGACAAGAAUUCUUAAGAGGAUUGUUGUAAAUUUUAAUCAUUGAAAUCAGACAGUUGGUAUUUUGUAUGUCAUUAAAAUUGCAUGGGUAUUGUGCUUUCUAUAUGAAUUUAACAAACAAAUGUCAUUCAAAUUAACAGCCAUACAUUUCCUUUGAGGUGUUUGAAAUAUUUUAUCUUUUUGAAUCUUUGUUUUAAACUCUAUGUUCCUGUUUUGAACUAAUUUUUUGCACAUUACCAUACCCCAAAAACCAAAGGAACUAGUCUAUUAUAAUUUAAACCUAAGAUAAUACACAUAAUACUGUCUUGAACCACAACAUUUGCAAAACAAUUAAUCAUCCAAGAAUGUGCAUGACUGAAUGUCUGGCAAGAUGCCACAGCUUUCAUUCAAUGGCUAUAUUUAUCUGCAUGGCUUUACAAAAGCCAUAUCUGGUACAAAAUAUCAUUUUCAAACAUUUUGCUUAUGCAAACCUCUAAGUUACUACCUAAGAAACAAACGUGUAGAAGAUAAUGCCCCCAAGGUUUAUGCACAACUGCAUGAAAUGAGUUUCUUCCUUUGUUGGGCUUGCUUAAACUACCAAGUACAAUGUACAUUUAGCCCAGAUGGGACAUAAACAGUAUAUUUUUCCCUAUCAGGCAGUAUCUACUGUACCACAAGCAUGUCAUAUAUGUACCAUUUUUACCUGCAUAUACAUGAACUGAUCAUGUGAAGGUUUCAUGGUUAUUAAUCAUUCUACAGUAUGGAAGUUCUGAUGAAGAACCAGCUGUUCGUUAUCUGGGUUUGUUUUUUAGAUUUAUGGCUCGUAUAGAAUGCGUCGCAUGUAUAUCAAAAAUGCUGGCUUCUAAAGACAUAACUUGCAGAAGCCGACUUAUUGCCAAGAGAUGAAGGUGGUGCAGCACGAACUUACCUUUUACCAGAACUUCAUGCGUAAUUUCAUGAAUGUACUUAUAUUUUGUCUGCUUUACCCGUUUGACUAGUUUUGAACUGGUUUAACUGAAUCAGUUUUUCAACAAUAGACCUUGAUUAUAAGUUAGAACCCAGGCCCUAUCUUAACAGUCACAUGUUUCCCUUAUGCCUCCAUGGAGACUUGUUUUCUUACCGAACAGUUUGGUCAGUAAACUGUACUUUGCUCUGCUGUGUGUAUUUAGAUUCAGACGCAAUCUGGAUAUUGUUUUAGUCUGCAUUAUUCAUGUACACCCAGUCUGUCAUCUGCAGUCUGCUUUAACUUUUAUACCCAGUCUGUAGUUUACGAUCUGCAUUUUGUACUCAUCAAAUAGUAAUAGUUAUACAUGUAAUGUAUGAAAUAAAAGAAUAAUGUUGUGGUCAGUAUUAUUUUUUUAUGAAUCUUUUCUGAAAGACAAGGUGUUGACAUGUACACUUUUAGCACUUGGUCUUACAUAAUUUGUCUUGUGAGCUGUCUGUUUUGGUAUUUUGUUCCUCAGUUGCAAUGGCAAAAAGUCAUGAGAUGUGCAGAGCCUAGUCUUUGACCAUUGACAGCAAACUUGCUGACUGUUUGUUGACUGCAAGAGCAAAGAUGCUGUAGAGCAAGGCAAAUUUAAAGAGACGUCUUGUCUUCUCUUCAAAAGAGGGACUGAUUUUGUACACGCAAUCUUUGCAAUAGGGAACAGUUCCAUUUUAUUUGAUUUGUGAGCUUAUAGGUACAUUUGUAGGUAAUCUGUAUUUGCAUACAAAGUGUGGUAAAAAUGUGACUGUAAAUCUCUCCCAUGAUAUUCACAUUUUAGCAAACUGAGGCACAAGUUUAUCUGUACACAUAUCCAUAAAGCAGGGCUUCUGAUAUUUCGCGGAAAAAAAAGCAAAAUUUCGCGGGAUUUUCAGGGGCAAAUUCGCGGAAAAAUCGGCCGAUUUCGCGGGAUUUUCGCGGGAAAAAAGUCAAAAUUCGUGGAACAAUCGGCCGAUUUCAGGCGAUUUUCGCGGGAGAAAAGUCAAAAUUCGCAGGAAAAUCACCCAUUUCAAGGGAUUUUAGCGGAAAAGAGUCAAUUUUCGAAGGAUUUUCAGGGGCAAAUAAUUUCCUAAGAAUUUCUUAGGAAAAUCGGCCGAUUUCACGAGAAAUUUCAGAGGAAACUUCGCCAAGAAACAAUCAGUAAAAAACAGCCGAUUUCGCUGGGUUUUUUUUGGCAAAUUUCGCUAAAAUCGAUCAAUUUUGCGUCGAUAUGACCAGCGUUGGUGAAUGCUUUUUUUAACACGGAUAAUCAUUUGCUCUUUCAACAACAGUUCGCUCGAGAAAUAAGCGCAUGUUAAAGCUAUCAACAUUAUGGUUAGUGCCCAGUUUUUCGCAACGUUCAUCUAAAAACGCCUGGUAGUUUUGGGACGUUAUUUACUCGUUGCAGUGAUGAAGUUUCAAGCUAAAUUUGGACGUUUGGGGUGAAUAAAACCAGUCUAAUAGCCAAGAUAAGUAUUAAAUAUGUUUUGCCGACAUGUAUUUGGAAAUACUUCUGGCGGAUUUCGCGGUAUUUCGCGUUUUUUGGGGAAUUUCGCGGGAUUUCGCGGGUCCGCGACCGCGCGAAAUAUCAGAAGCCCUGAUAAAGUUGCUAGCAUUCUUGUUUUGACUGGAAGUACGUACUAGCCGAAUAUUGUGUAAAUGAUUCUUGUCAUUUUAUAAGACGCUCUUAAUGUGAAACACAGUAAGUAAUUUGGUGCCACUCAGUUGUGUUUAUUAUUAUUUUAUUGCAAUAUUCAUAUGCAGUGUUGUGUGAAAACUAGACAUGAAUGGGUGUACCAAUAUUAGAAAGAAAGGACACCAGUUGAAACAUUCCACAAUGGCCACCUUUGGAAAUUGAAGAAGUAUAAUAUACAGGUGUAACACCAACUUUCUGGAUGCAGUGCUGUACAACAUUUUUAUACUUUCAAAAACUGCUCUAUAAUAGCACAUUAACAUUUCACACAAUCCAUAUACAUGUACAGUAUAUUUCAGUAAAACAUAAACAUAAUACUAUUAGUAGGUUGAGUUAUGAUCGUCCAGGUGAAUGUAGUCCUGAAUAGGAGUGUUGUUGUUUACAGUGACUGAAGGUUAGACAACCUGUGCGGUAGUCACCUUCAGGCUCAAAGUGAGUUGUUAAUGUAAGUGGCCUGGCGGUCACAACAUUUGAUCUUGUAUACAGCUCCCUGUCUGUCCUCCGGUUUGUCUUUGUCACUGACAUUAAUUAGUAAGUAUUCGUUGCAGGGCUGCAAAUAACGGCGGGUCAACGGACAAUGUCCGGCCUGAUCGCGGACUUGACUGGUCAUUUUUGGAUACAAACACUUUAUUUUCCAUACAGUUGUCGCUUAAUGCUCUAUAACGCUGCAAUGAUGUCUUUUUUCUUUGGCGUUUUUUGCUGCUCUGCACUAAACCCUUCUAAGAAAAAGAACGCCGCAAUAAAUUAAUUUCAUGUCGUAAUCUAACGCAUCAAAGUGAAUAACAAACUGAGUUGGAAAGUAACGCAAUGUUGUAAGUCGUACUGUACUUUCGGCUUUGCUGUAAUCAGCAAUGUGACCUUCUUUGGGAAUUCGAAGAAAUUCAGUCAAAUCAAUCGCAAUUCUCAACAGGUCGUCCUAUGUUUCUCCGGGAAUAAAUGUUAGCGCAUCGAUUAAUAAUAAUUUCUUUUAUGUUGAACAUGAAUCUCGUUUGCAGACUCGAUUCCAGAAUGGUCUGAUAAAAAUUUAAGCUGCUCAAGAGGGAAGGUCGUCGUCUAUCGCGGCGCUAGAUUCUCGUUCUUGUAAACAACUUUAUGCAAAUUUCUGUUGAUAUUUGAGCCCUUUGCAAUAAAAUGUUGCACGAUGACCCAAAUUUAUUUAUUGACUUCUGAUCGUCAACAUGCUGUUUGUGGAACAAACUUCUCGCCAAUGCAAAUCAACUUCUUUGACGAAAAUAUCAGCGACGAUUCUUCUUUGAGGAAGUGACUUUCGAUCACGUGCCAGGCAAGGAAAAAGAUCAAGUUUCACCAAUGUUCAUUUCGGAACAUCAACGUAAAACAAGUGUGUGCAGAUUUUGUAGAAUAACCCGAUUUUUUUUUUCGUAAUUUCUAAAGUUUGCUGAACUGUAUGUGUAUUCCGUUUCCUGAACCUUGGGAGUUUGAAAAGGAUUUGCGCUGCACUUUUUUACCUGUAGAGACUUCAGACACCGCCGUGCAAUGAUACUCAAGGUAGAAAGUAACAUUAAAACGCGCGAAAACUGUGGAAAGGAACUCUACAACGUGCGAAUGCAUUUUUCACCAAUUUGCUGUCAAAAGUGUGAACGUCAAUGUAGUAAUAACGAUCUAUUGCCAGCAUAAUUGGAUAUUCCUUAGGCAAAAAAUAAAUUAUUAGUAUUCAUUAUUUGACCGGCCAGAAUCGGGUUUGUCCGGGCUAAAAAAUAUUUGGCCGGUCAUCAUGACCGGCAACCUGCUGUCUGUUAUUUGCAGCCCUGCGUUGUGAAGUGGUUAUCAGUUUGUGUGCCACAUGUAUAUUGUAAGGUUGCGGUAUACAUGUGAUAGUACAACCUUACUGAUCACUAACUGACUCUGUAGAUGACUCACCGCAUGGGUUAUCGAAAGGUCAGUCACUGUCAACAACAGCAGUCCUAUACUGGACUCAGGACAGUGUACGCUCACCGGAUGAUCAUACUCACCUAACUUAUGAAAUGACUCCUGGGUUCAAACCUUUCAAAAAACAUAAACAAUGUAUUAUUCUGAACCAAAAAUAAUUGUGAACAAGUUACAUUGCAGAGUACUUCAUUUUUCUUGUUGUUUGCUAUUGUUGAGAGUUUUUGCAAGUUGUGCAUAGUUAUUUUUAAAAGGACCUAAAAGGCUGUUUUCAUUAGCAUGAAAAGUUCAUGGUGGCACCUUCAUUACAGUUAUAUCAUCUUUUUGACUUGUUACAGCGUAUACUGGACAAUAUCUGUUAUCCGUGCCGUAGCCAAAAUGUUUGAAAAAAAUUUUUUUGGUCAUGACUUUAUUUUACCACUACCUGAAUGAAAAUGGUUUAUUAAACAACUGUCAAUCUGGUGAGUCAAUAUUGACAGAUGUCUUUUUAAUGGCAUAAUUUUCAUUGAUUUGAACAAGGCCUUUGACACUAUUGACCAUGAGAUUGUUCUACGAAAACUUACUAAAUAUGGCAUUGACCAAGAUGCCUUGAAAUGGUCUUUUAAGAUAAAAACUAACCAUAUGCAAAAAUAAGACGCAUUGUAGGUAACUGUCUAUGUAGGAGGAGCCCACUUAACUGUGGCAUUUCUCAAGAGUCAAUAAUAUGAUAGGCCCCUUCUUUUUUGGUCUACACAAAUGAUCUUCCAAACUGUUUAAAUACUGGUUCUCAUGGAUGACACUAACUUACCUUUUCUGCACUUAGCAUACAUGAUCUCAAAUUAAAGAUCAAUACUGAACUGAAACAUAUUGAUCUCUGGUUUUAAUCUAACAAGUUAAGUCUCAAUGUCACCAAAACAGAAAUUAUGAUUUAUUAGCUCAAUGCAGAAACGACAACCUUCAAAUGAGUACACAAUAAGCAUUACUGAAGAUGGCAUCCAAGUAAACCAAACAACUUAAAUUAGCAAAUCUCUUGGGCUUAAUAUUGACGGUAAUCUCUCUUGGAGCACAUACAUGACAUCUCAAAAAAAAAGUCUCCUCAAGCAUUGGUGUGAUUAAGCAAGUCAGGCCACUUGUUUCCAUGCACACUGCAUUUAAAGUAUACAAAGGUCUUAUUAAACGACAUUUGAUUACUUAAGUGCUGUCUGGGAUGGCUUGUUGUAACAGCUGAGUGAUUACAGAAUGGCACUGUCAGAGUUAUCACUAAACCAAACUAUGACACUUAUUCCAGACAACUUCUUAACUUGCUUGGUUGGGACAACUUAUCAAUCAGAAGGGCUAAGAAAUUAGCUUACUUAAUGUAUAAGUAUACUAAUAAUCUCGCCCCAGUUUAUCUCUGCAAUUUGUUUGCUCUGAGAAUCUAGAUUUACGACCUUUGUGACGCUAAGGGUAAAUUGCUACUUUAGAAACCAAGAACUGACUACCUCAAGCAUAGCUUUACAAAAUGUAGUUACAGUGGUGCUUACUUAUGGGAUAGUCUUCCCGAGGAUGUAUGCACAGCGAAUUCUUGACUUUUAGAGAAAAAUGCACUCGGUUUGCUGAUCAGUACUUUCACAUGGCAAAUAUGUAAAGAAGGUUAUUGAUUUAUUUAAUCAAGUUUCAGAUUUACAUUUACAAUGACAAUUAAAUCAAUCAAUCAAUCAGUGUGAGGUAGGCUAAAAACAGCGAGAAUACAAGACUCCUGAAACAUAAAGUAUCACUAAAAAAUUACAAAAGACAUGCGACAUGAACACUUAUCAAUAAAAAUUAUCAUAAAUGGAUUGAUGAUUGAAUAAAGUACAGUGAAAAGUUAGAAAAAAUCUACAUUAAACUUAUCAUAAUAAAAGGCCAUCAAGUUCUUAGAAAAGAUUGACAAGGUAUUUGACUCUCUUAUACUAAGAAGUAAUUCAUUCCACCGGCGACAGAUCCGAACACAAAAAGAAUUCUUAAAGACAUCAGUUCUGCUGAAAGGGACAUCAAGCGUUAAAUGAUCAGUUUUUCUGAGCGGUUUGAUUCAAGAGUGAAAUGAUACUUUUUCGAAGAUAUUUAACUUAUAUAAUCUUAAAACACUUAAAAAAGAAAAUUAAAUCAUUAAUUAUAGAGAAUUUAUAGAGAAUUUAUUUAUUUUCUAUUAUUAUACAGAUAUUUUAACUGUGUCUAAAUUAAUAGAGUUUAUCAUCAUCACUGAGUUUCAUUGAAAAUCUAGGACAGGUUCUUUUACUAGGGAUUCAUUAAAUCUAACAUAGGUUUGAGACAAUUAUAAAGAGUUCCUGCUUACAUCCAUGGCCACGACCCGUCACUGCAAGGUCCACAACCACCACAUUUUUAGCCCCCCUGCAUGCGGUUGGUUAGGUAAAAAUUGGGGUUUUGUUACUUUUAGGGAACCAUUGCUCUAUAGAGGAAAACAAGUAAGUGCACUAUCAAAAUGAUGGGUUUAGUGCAUCCAAAAAAAAAAUCAUGUCAUUGUCAAAUACAAAAAACGAAAAAAGUGCAAAUACUGGCCCUUUCUGGGUGCAUCGUUUAACCACAUAAACAUACUACGUUUGGCAUAUGUACAUGAACAUUUGUCGUGUAAACUUGUCAUUUUGCUCGUCCGUUUUGUUAGUUUUUUUCUUCCAUAAGGAUUAAUUCCUUGUUGUUCACUUCAAGUAAACAUAUGGCCACCACCUGACUGAUAAGUCAAAUUUGUUUUGCAGGCUAAUGGCUUCUGCUCUAGUGUUGGUUUCAUCUACCAAGGAGGUGAUAAAUUUUUUUCGCCUUACUCGUCUCUUGGUUGAGGGUGGCACCAAAGCCUUAAGGUACACUUUUGACAACAUUCAUCCACCCGCAAAGCUGCAUCAAGCUUUAGAAUCUAACCGUCUAACACUGCAAAGGCUCAGGAGUAAGAGAAUUCUUAGUUCCGCACAAUGGAAUAUGCUGUAUCCCACUACUCAUUCAUCAGGAAAAUCAGGAGAAUUUGACAUCACACUACUGUUGGUGUUACUUAGGCAAAUUUGUGGUCUGUCCCCUCCUGCCACAGGCUGGAACAACCUUCCACGUGCAUCAGACAAAAGUGUUGAGGCUAACAUAGCCAGGGUGACGUUAUACACAAACUCAUUGUUGAGGUGUGCCAGCUGUGCAUCUGUCGAUGAUCCAACGUUUGAUGCCUUGUGGCUGGAAAUCAGCGAUGCACUGAUAGGACUAGGUGUAGAUGCAGACACUAUUAAUGAGCUAAAGACUGAGAGCAUAUAUCCUGAUGUAGAAGAGCAUCACCAAAAGCUGUUGAAAGAGUGGAGGAAAGAUGAAGAUAAUAUCAAGGACAAACAUGAUGAGAUAGAAGGUAUGAAUAGUAAUGACUGUUGUUAAAUAUUUACAUGUAAAUAGGUUAAACUUACAGUCAUUUAACUCUUGCUGCCAUUGGGCUCGGAGCUUGUCAGUAGCCUUAAAAUUGGUUCAUAACUCUUCGCUGCUUUUCUUGUACAUAGCACGAUUAUAUAGUUAUCAUGGCCUGAUAAAUUUUUGUUCACUUUGUACUAUGCUACAUGUGUGCAGUAUCUUACCUGAAGCAAAGUUAAUCCUUUCUAGAUCCCCACUUUCCUGCUAUCAACUUUUGUACGCAUCCUUUUUUCACUAACCUGGUCAAUGGCUAGCGAGAGUAUCCCUUCCCCUCCCCCUUGCAUUCAAUUUUAUAGAGUAUAACAAGGUUUCUAAAGUGAAGCCUAACUCAAAGUAAAGACCUUGCUUGAUCAAGCAUAUCACCUGCAAUCAUAUUAAAAAAUGAAAAAACUAUCUAAUAUUGUUAGAUUUUACCUUGUUCAACACACAACAACAUUGUCUGGAGGAGAGGGAGGGGGGCUUCUUUUCCCUUGGGAAGAGUGGAGAGGCUGUGUUGUUGCAGUCUGUUUUUGCAUACAUUAUUUCUGGAAAAUAGUGAACAAACCAAAAAGCAAUUAAUAAUUAUGAUGACAAUGACUGUCAUCAUGUUUUUGUACUACAGGAGAAACCAACUUGUCUAAUUUUGUAACUUAGCAACACUUUUUUAAGAGUACAUUUUUGCACUGGGGCCUUCACAAGACUAGUGGUGUGGAGUGAAACUAUGCUAAGUGACUCCAUAGCCCUUCAAUAAACUUUUUUCACUUUUGUUGUGUACUUUUCACACAGUUUGGAGUGGAGAACUACUGAAUGUCAUUAGAAGCUUCCCCAAUGACCUUUGGAAUCGUGCAUGUGAAUGUCAGGGUCUCGGCAUAGAAAACAUCCAGGAAUUUGACAUAACAGCCUUAGAUGAUACACUAAAGAAGAAUUUUUUAUCACUACUACAGUUUGUUAAAUGGGAUUUUCUAAACCCUUGGAGUGAUAGUCAACCAGAAUUUGUAGUUCUUACUUGCACUGAGAGUAAGGAUUUAAAUGUAAUAAACUGCCUUGUCAUCCAGGGUAUUUGUGCUUUUAGUAAAGGAGACACAAAGAUGUUAGAAGAAAUACAGGCCAUUGCUGUCCAAUAUAAAACCUAUCCUGGUUCUGGAUUUUUAAUGAAUAUCCUUGGUGUGAUGUUUUGCGAAAAAGUUCUCUAUGAACAGGGUAAAGAGUGUUUUGAUAUGGCUAAGAGUUACUUUCAUAGCCAUCAGGACAAUCUGAGAGAGGCAGUUACUACUUUAAACCAAGCAGUUUUGCACAAGACCUUGGGGGAUUACAGAAUGGCGCAGAGUCUUUCUUUUGAGGCAGCCUCCCUGUGCCAUGACAUCUUCAUGAUAACAACAAACAACCGACAUCUGCUAGUGAAGGUGCUGGGAAGAGUUACUGAUAUGCUAGAGGAGUUUGGAAACUAUGACAGAUUCCACAAGACCCUCCAGACUGGUGUUCAGUUUGAUUUUGCUGGUACCAGUAAGGCUACUGCAGUUAUUUUGAUCGAAUUAAUGAAUAUUCAACUCAAAGAAACUAACAAGAACCUUGCAGCUGAGGAGAGCAAAGGUUUUGUUUGCCGUCUGUUUAGAUUUUUAGAUAAUCCUGACACAGAGUUGAUGAAUGCUGAGGUUAUACGAGCAUUCAUGAUUGCAGCAAAGAUUCAUCGCAAAACUGGUCAUGAUGAUGAAGCCUGCGAUUUAUUAAAGAAGUUGCAGACAACUUUCCUGCUUGCUCAUGGUGGAGAACAUUCUCUCUAUGGUUCACUACUAUACCAAAUUGGCUGCUUCUUUAUUGACUGUGAAAAGGUUGAUGAAGCUUUAGGUGCACUGAAGCAGGCAGAGGAAAUUCUAAUUCGUUCUUUUGGCAAAGAACACCAUUCAGUUGCAUCAUGUAAAAGCAUGUUAGGUUCCUGUUUUCUGCUUAAAAGUAACAGCAAAGAGGCCUUGAGGCACCUAAAUGAAGCUCUGGCAACAUUUAGAAAUUUAAAUCCUAAUCAUCCUGAAGUGGGAGGGAUACUCCUUAGACUUACAUUUAUUCAUAUUAAAGAGGAAAGCUAUCAGUGUGCCCAGGAUACCGAGGAAGAAGCUCUAAAAAUCUUCAUCUCAGCUUGUGGUAAAGUAUCUCCGAAGACAGCUACGGCAUAUUUCCAGUCAGCGAUGUUCUUGCUGAAAGAUAAGGCAUUGUGGAGUUUAGCCAAGGAAAGACUGGUGACAGCAACUGACAUCUUCUUAAGGCUUGGUUUGAAACCUGCUAAUUCUUGCAUCCUUGCCUGCCACAGUUUGGUUGGUGUGUUGCAGCUCUCCUUGAAGAAAACAGAAGAGGCAGAGAAGUCUCUUCAGAAUGUUGAAGUCGACUUGAGCAUUGAACGAUGGAUUAAAACUAGCAUCCGUUUGGUAUCCUCAGUCGGUUUACUAGUACCAUCACCAACAGUUGGUCUGAACAGAUCCUUUGGUCUCUGUGCCAAGGUGGUGUCUCUUGUGAAUCUAGUGCAUAUGAAAACUGGUGAUGAAAGACUCAAACAUCUUGACACACUUGUUGGCUGCUUGGAAAAACACAAAACAGAGGAGCUUCAAGUGUUGGAUUUUGCAGGCCAAGCCAUAUUUUACAACACAUGCAAACUGCCUGGCUCUGAAAAAUCUGUAGCUGUUUUUUUAUCUUUGGGUCCACAGCUUAUUUCGUCACAGUCUACUGAGGUACUGAACUCUCACUCGGACUUUGAUCAAAAUCAAUCUGACUUGUUUUUCUCAUCUGUAAACAAGAAGCAUCAUUCCCUGUUUUUGACGAUCCCACACAACAAUAUUCAAGGCGAUAUUUCUUCCCUGGGUUCUAUCCUCCAUAGAUGUGUUUUAACUCUUUGUUCUCAACCAUCAUUCAGAAAAGGUUUUGUUGAGGGAAUUGAUGUCCAGAGGAAAUUGACAUUGCCAGUAAAUGACAUACCUUCCAUUUGUAGGUUGGUUGACUGUCUUCCACUUCUUGUUGAACUGGAACUGUCAGAAUUAAAAGAACAGCAUGGUAACUUUGACUACUUGAAUUCUUGGGAAUCGUCAGGGAAAUCUGUGAAACCAUCAGUGCAUGUCUCUUACUUCUCCUCUGAAUGUUCCCUUCAGCGUGAGGCUGAGUUUGUUUUUCACCAUUUGAACCACAGGUUAGAAGAAAAAUUAGUAGUGAACAAGGGCGAUGGUGCUGUUACUUGCGAUGUUUUCCCUGCAUUAGAUGGCGCUUCUUUUGCCAUUGAAAAGCCUGGCAAAUCCUGUGUAUCUAUUUCUGUAGAAAACAAGUUUGUAAUUGUCAAAUGCUGCAGCUUCAAGGAGUCGGUUUUAGAGUUUGUUUGCUCAUCAGUGCAGGAUGCUCUUAAAAAGACUGUGGAAUCUUUAUGCUUCAGAGUGAACUUUAAACAAUCUUCAUGGCUCCCUGACAGCUACCUUGAAAGGUGUGGUGGUGUAAAAGAAUCUGUAGGAAAAAUCCACAGUGUGGAUGAGUCCUCUCAUUUGACUUUUCCAUGUGCAGACAGCAGAGACCCAGAAUCAGAUUUAAAGAGACAAACAACGGUGGAUGGGUUACAGGAUGAGGUAAGUCGGGUCCUUUUACUUUCAGUGUGUCAUUAUGAUUUGCAUAUUGCGGGUAUGAAGUUCAUGCUACUACAGCUAAAAUUCCCUCCUCCCUUCCCUGUUGCUCCCCCAUAAAAAUACAAACUGAAUAAAUGCCAUAAAUACUAUCCUUAGUCGGUCGACAGAGGAAACAAAUAUUACCUUUCAGUAAAGGUUACUGAUAAAUUAUGAUAGUUAUUGGUAGACAGAAUGAUCAACCCCAUAAAUCGUGAUGGGCAAUGUAGUUUUGAAGCACGUUAUGAAUUAUUAUCAAAUCAACAUUUUUUCUGGAAAUUAGAACAAAUGACAUGGAUGAUUCUUUUCCUUUUAUUAUAGGAUGUGGAGAUCAAGCCACUUUUUAGACGUCCCUGCGGUAAGUUGCCAGCAGACAUGGAUAUUUGUUUGUGCCUUCUGGGGUACCUUUUGAGUCAAGUUAGACUUGAAGCCACUAAGAACGAAGCACUGGAAAUUUGUAACUCUCCAUCUGAACAGAACUUGGUGCCCGAAAACCAGUCCAUAUGCCUCGAAUCAGAUCAUUCCAUCACAUCAAAGAAAUCAGUAACUGACAGCUCCUCAUCUGUUAAAAGUACAAAAGAAUUGGAUCCCCAUCUUUCUCUUGAUGUAAGUGAUUUAGAAGCUGCUAGUAACAGGCCCAUGACAAAUUGCGAGGAGGGAAUUGUGCAAAGCAGUCCUGGACAAGACACAAAGGAACCAGAGCAGUUGAUGUCAUCCAUCACUGAAUGUCUUUACGCAGGCAGAGAAGAAACUGUUACUCCACAAGUUUACAAAAACACACAGUCAAGUGUUGCAGAUUCCAGUGUGCUUCUUCUGAACAAUCAGACUGAUCAUUUGGAUCAGGGGCAAGGUCCUUGUGAACCUGGUAACGGCAUUUCAAUACCAUCAUCAGUUGAGUUGCAACUAGAGAUAAGACAACUGGAGGAGCAGCUGAAGCAGAGUGAAGAAGAAAAACAGAAACUUAGUGUUGAACUGGGAAAAUACCUGUUCCUUGAAGACAAAGGAAAGCGCCAUGGAAGGCUUCUUGGUGGAGCAGCUUCAUUGCAUGACCCAGGUUAGUCAGAGAUGUUAAAAAAACUUAUUAGCAAGAUUCAAAAUGCCGUAAACUGUAGCCAAUAAGCCCCAUUGCUGUAGGCCCAUCUACUCGUAAACAAAAAAAAAACACAUCCGGCUAUAUAAACCCCCCACCACCCUUUAUCUGGCAUUAAAAUGAAUUCUAUUUAUUAUAAUGCUUUCCCUUGUAAUGAAGCUCAAUGAAAAGCAGUACGAAACAUACUUUGAUCAUUUUAAAUGCUCUUUCUAGAUUGGUUGUAAGCCCUAGCCCCCCUUUUAGAAGGCCCUCUAAAACUCAUUAUGAAAAGCCUAGGGCAAGCUGAAGUUUUUGGUAACUAAUCUAGAACAUGAAACAUAGCAGAGUUGCAGGCAAUAAUAGGCAUUGGAUGAGACUGAGGAGGUUGCGAGGAAUUGACCAGCCAGGAAGUUCUUUUGUUUUUCUUUUCUUUUUAGUUUCUUUGAAAGUAACCAGAGAAAUUCCCCAGUUCCCAGCUCCUUAGUGAGAACCCUGUUUUGAUAAUAAGAACAGAGCCUUGUGACUUUUGGCUUACAACACCCAAGUUAGGAAUAUGAAGAAUUGAAGAUGGAAUCCAUUAGGAAAUUGAGUAAUUUUAAUUUUCAGUGGACAAAAACCUUGUACCAGAAUUAUUUCAAUCAUAUUGCAUUCUUUUUUACACCUCUUGCAGGUUAUAAAUGUAAUAAGUUAUAUGAAAUAACUCCAAAGAAAAGGUUCUUAUGAGAGCCAGAGAAAACAAACUUCACAAGCUUCAAAUUUCACAAAAUGAAACUUGCGUAUGACGAUUUAACCUGUUCUUCUCAAUUCCUAUGAAAUUUGAAAUUAAUUUAUUUUCUCAUGCUCCCAUAAGAACCUUUUCUUUCAUAUAACUUAUUACAUUUAUAGCCCUUGAAAAAUGUAAAAAGAAAAGAAGGGUAUUGCAUAAAAUAUUAUGGUACAAGGAUUUUGCCCACUGAAAUGAAAAUUACUCAGUUUCCUGAUGUAUUCUGUCUUAAUUCUUUUCAAUCAUGCAUGAAAGCUGAAUUUAACUUCAAUAAUUAUUUUAUUAACCAUUUAAACUUAUAAAAUCUUUACCUUAAGAGUAAUUCUUAAUGUAAUUCUUGAAAACAUUUGCCUUUUUAUUGGUAGUUUUGGUUAUGAAUAGGUGUUUCUUGACCCUCAGAUGGGAGAAACACAUUUAAAGUUUGUAAAUUGUAGUCAUCCUGUGACUAUUAUUUUGGCUUUUUUUAUGUAGCCAACAAAGAGCAUUAAAUUUUGUUAGCUGUUUCUCAGUUGAGGUGCAGAGAGCUGUAGGUUUACAAAUGCACUACUUUCUUUUUUAGUCCAACAUAACAUUAGGGCUUACACUGUAACUGACUGAAAAUUAAUCAUAAUUAUAGCAUGUGUAAGAUCAUCACCUUUUUGUACGCAACUUGAACAGCUACAAAAAGGAAGCAGAAAGAAAAAUUCCAGCCAGAUGGCUUGAUAGCUGAGUGGCAAGAGCACUUCACCAGUAUCACAGAGGUCAGGGGGUUGAAGCCUGCAUUUUUACACGCUGGGGGCUUUUGCUCGCCCUUGAUCAUCAAUCCCAUGGUUUGUGAUCUGUUUGGCAAGGGUGAUUUUUUAUGUUUUGUUUUUCUUGAUUUUUUUAGGAUUUUCCCUGCACUCUAGACUUCUAGAGAUCUCUAAUUCAUUAUCAUCAAAAGAGGUGAAGAAGAUCAAGUUUCUGGUCAAAAGCAAAAUCAGUGGUUUCAGACUUGCACAGAUAACAGAGGCCUUUGAAUUGUUUGAAGAACUAGAGACAAAUGGAGUAUUCCCCUGCGAUUAUAUUGCAAACCUGCUUGCGGGGAUUCAGCGAUAUGAUCUUGUGGAGAAACUUGGAAUACAGUUACCUCUAACAGCUGCAAAACUUGGUAUGAGAAUUCUUAAUAAUUUCUUGUUUUUAUUAUAGCCACAAACUCUAAUAUUGUUAGAAAGUGAAUGUCAGAGCAGUUUGCUUGUAUAGACCCUUCCAUGUUUUCUUCACUUCUUGACAAGGAUCAGUCGGCAGAAGUCUGUUGCCACCUUAAAAUCAGUAAAGUCGCCAACUGUCAGAGUGUGAUAAGUUGAAAAGAAACAUCUAUGACUUACAAAAUCAUAGGGUUUCGUGGACGUUUGAUAGGGGAACUUUUUGGUGACUUGGCAAAACAAUAUCAUCUCUCAUUUCUGAAAUAUCACUCUUUGACUUGGCAACUCCUUAUUUUAGUUUUUUGUGGCAUUUAUGCGAACAGGUCCUUGUCAAAAGUUAUAAAAAAGUGGAAAGGUCUAUUUUAAAUCAGAACACGGGGCUGAUCAGGAAUUUUGUUUGUAGUGAAGUUGUUGUUUUAGUGGGGAUGGGUGUGUCACCCCAGAUACAAAGUUGGAUAUUCAGGUAAAGAUAAGAAGGAAGGGGAUGUGUUUCUAGGUCAUGAAAGAGGGUGAACUGUUGCAAAUCCCCUCCCCUCUCCCCAUUCUGUUACAUGUAGCAUUCACCCUUGGAAUUAAAAAGGAGAGAAGACUGGGGAAAGGCACUUGCUAAAGCAGAUCUGAAUGAUUCCAAACCGAAUGCAGUCUUCAUGAGGAUUGAAGCUUGAUGGACGGUAAUAUAGUUGAUUCACUGGAUAGGGUAGCCUGUCUAUCUAAUUCUCAAGGACUGUGCUUAUAAUGGAUGUCUGUACUUAUUUUUUGACUAGUGUCCUUGAUUGCUUAUUUUCCUUCAGGGUCAGACAUUCUUUCUGGACAGAGCUUGUCAGCGAGAGAAAAUAGAUUAUCUGGUCAUGUUGAGAAUUCACCCGAACUUACACCUGUUAAAGAUUACAGUUUGGGGGUACAACUGAACAGACAUGGAGGGAAGCACCUUACAGGAAAUGAAGUGUUUACGCGUGUCAAUAUCAGCGGAGACUCGAUGCAAUUGCAGGGUUUUGAAGAAAAUGAUAAAUCAUUAACAACAGAGAAAGCAGAAAUUGAACAGGAGAAGAUUUCAUCACUUGCAUUCAAUGAAGGUUCAAGGGAAACCAACAUGUACACCGCUGUCUCAAGUGAGAGUGAAAAAAGCAGUAAUUCAUCCAUGAAGAGUGCUAUCAGCGCUAAAGAAAUGCACCAGUUCCCCACCCUUACUUCAGACGGUUAUUUGCCAGAUUCUAAUGAUAGUUCGUUAUUGUCAUCCAGUUUUGAACAAAUCCCAGUGGUGGCUGAUCCUAGUUGCACCUUGCAGUCCUCAAGUGACACAACGGAUGGCUCACCUAUUUUGACGACACUUUCUAGUAAGGCUUGUAGAAAUAAAGAAAUCUCAGGAGACACUGUCCCAAACGUAGCAUGCACGAAAGAGCAGACUGAACGAUCUUCGAAAUUCUACUACGCUGACGUGGAGUGUGAUGGCUCUCCAAUAGUAGCAUCACGCCAUUUUUAUUCAGCUGUUAAGAACAAUGAAUGUUUCUUGGCUGGUGGGGACGGAGAGCUUCUUGAUAAAGCAACGGAGAAGUCUGAAUGGGAAAAAAUUGAUGAAGAAAAAGAAUUUGUUGAUUCUUGUGACGGAGCAAUAAAAACAGUACAUUCUGGCACAAGUGCAGAUGCAGGAACAGAUUCCUCAGAGAGUUUUGUUGGUGAGAUUGUUGGAACUCAGAGCGGGUCAAAUGGAGGAAACCAAUCAUCAACACAAUCAUCCGCUGCAAGAGAUUGGGAGUGUUUUGGUGCCAGACCAAAAAAGGCUCAACGUUCAGAUGUUGAACCAAAGCCAACACGACCUGCUCUCUAUAUAACUGAUGGCUUAGCUGGUGACUUCUUAGCAAGACACACCCAAGACAAGGCCCUUCAUGACAGUAUCUAUCAAACUGACGUUGAUUCUCUCUUCAAUGACUUUCCAUCACAGGGGACUUCCUUUAUUGAUGGUGGUAUAUCUCAAUCUAGCAGAGCACAGCCUUACUUUGGGGAUUGCCAGGCUGCAUCUGGGACAGAGCCAUUUGGUGGAACUGGACAUUCACUUGUAAGUGGGUCUAACAGACAUUCGGUUGGCCCUUCUUAUGCAGAACCUUUCAGUGACAACUCAGGACCUUGGCCCAGCCAUUUAGGACAUCGUUCUUUCUCAUUGUAUAGUAACUAUUUUUCAAGAAAUACUUCAACUGUUGCAAACAACUAUUCUCUUCAAAGUGAUAUGGUACAUAGUAGCGGUAGAUUUGCAGGAGUUGACCUUUUUGAUGGACAGACUUAUUUGGCAUCAGCGCAGCAAACGCCCUAUCUUCCUAUAGCAAGUGGUCCUGUUUUAAAUGGUUAUCCAGGAAUGACUGGUUCAAGUUUUGCUGACCCUUCAUGGCCAGGUGCAGCACCAACACUACCUGGGGAUCCUGUAUAUAAUGCGCAAAGAUUUAGUAGCACUUCGAAUAAGCAGCUUACGGACCCUGCUCAUGAUGCAAAUAGAUUUGCUGGUAAUGAUGCCUCUUCAGCUUUUACUUGUAAUCAGGGCACAGAUGAGCCGGCUCAGAAACCAAAUUUAGCACUUGGAAAUUCAAGGACAACAACUGGAAACAUUGAUGAUGAAGCAAAUUCCUCUGCACGUUAUCAGCUUGGAAAUUCCACAACGUUUGAUGGUGUUUUGGCAGCGAGAUCUACUCAUGAUACAUCUGUGUUAGAACCUCGUCUUGGUGACACCGACAACAGUAGCGUUUCUGUGUUAAACAACACAGACUUUGGUACUGAUUCCGUAGAGGCCUCGGACAACUCAUUGCUUGCUCUGGAACGGCGUGUCGCAGAAGCUUGUGCCCUUGUGGAACGUGUCCUUCGGGAGAGAGAGGAACGAGAACAGUUUGGAAGGGAGAUAGAAAGGAAAGAACAGUUGAUCAGAGAACAGAGAGCUCGAGAAAGGAGAGAGAGAGAAGAGAGAGAAUUGCGUGAAGCUGAAAACUGGCCACAACAACAAGAGGCUAUCAACGCACGUUCACAGUGGUUAUGUGAACAUUAUCAGCGGCACUGCAGAGUGCGAUUCCCUUGUUGCACUCAGUUCUAUCCAUGCCAUCGCUGCCACAACAUCUCAAAAGCUUGUGACAAUGAAGAGGCUAAAGCUUGUCAUGCCACUCAUCUGAAGUGCUCUCACUGUCAGCAUGAACAGGAGGUAACUUUUUCUAACGUAAAACUAAGAUCUCUUUUCAACGUACCUUUUAGUAAGCUGCUCUUGAGAAAGGUAUUGCCUAUCCUCAGACGUUCCUGAAACCUUGAUGAAGAUCUACCUUAAACUGUCUGAGAGUAAGGGUUACAUUAAUAACAUUGAGGUCUCCCUCACUGAGUGUAAAUGGAGAAAGGUUUUUGAAUAACUCACUAAGGAUUAUAGAAUGCGUAGACUUGCCCACAAGUCCACUUUUUUGAGCGACCAAAGUAAGUAAACUUGGAGGUAAAAGCAAACCUGAAGAAUUUCCUCGAAUAUUUAUCACGUUAUAUCAGGUGUUUGCGUAAGUAUUAUGUUUAAGAUAAUAGUGAUCAGGAGGCUCAUUUUUGGACUAGUAAGCCUGGUUUCCAUAUGAUCUGGAUGUAGAUCGGCGACCAGUAGGUGUUGCGUUUCAGACAUAUACUUGGUACCAUUUCCCCCUAAAAUAGUGUCAAACAAAAGCGGCAUGUUUCAGUCACUCAAAUAAAUAGGAGCAUAUUUCUGUAGUGUCUAGAUCGUCUCAAUUCGUCCGGUGUAAACAAUUUCCGAUCAUAUCGCAGAUUGCCGUAGACCGUUACAGAUUGCAAUGGCAUUUUACUCCCACCAUUUACACAUUUGGUUAUACAAUAACAGAGAUUUAAAUAUAGAUUUACAGUCAACUCUUUCUUAAUGGACAUCUCUAUAUAAGACGGACACUUUCCUAAAAUGGACCCCAAAGUUGGUCCCUGCCAUUCGUUAGUUAGUUUCCUUGAAUCUCUUUAACGUAAACUCUUCUCUAAGAUGGAUAUUAGCGCUGGUCGCAACAAUGUCUGUGUUAGACAGAGUCGACUGUGUUAGCAUUAGGGUUAAUCAUAGGUGGUGCGCAUUUUGGCUUCUUGUGUCUCUGAGUAAAGUUCUGUGAUGCCACUGCGUGAAUGUCUCAGAAAACAUCCCUGGCCUUUCCAUUGCUGCUUAACUUCCCUUGUAGGCAAAAAUGUUUAAUGACUUUUUUUUGUUAUAGAUUGGCGAAGACAGUGCCAAGUGCCGUAAGUGUGGAGGGAAAAUGUCUGCUUAUUUCUGUGCCAUCUGUAAACAUUUUACCAGUGUGGACAAGAAUCCCUAUCAUUGCGAAAAAUGUGGAAUAUGUCGGUGAGUAACAAUAUUGUAUUCUUUGUUGUAAAAUAACGUUUUAUGAGCGAUCCCAAACGUGACAUCUUCAAAGUCAUUCUCAAAAGCAGCUGUUGUGCAGUUUUAAAUUUUGGGUCAGACUGUGGGUUAAUUCCCUAGGCGUGGCCACUCACAUAAACCUUUUUAUCAGUAAGUAUUUGGAGUUUAAUUUUAAACUCUUCAACGAAUCAAAGUUUCCAUCAGGGCUCUUAGUGAUCUCAGCAGAUGGUUCCACCGCAUGGUUGCCACUGGUCAGGAAAUGAUCACGGAAAAAAAAUUGUUCGAGGUGGUGGAAAAGUCAUGGAAUCUUAUUUAGAGUCAGGGAAAAUACAACAUCACUUUUAAAAUACUAUUUAAGGCUGAAAGAUUAGAAGUAUUUGAGGUCACUUUGAUCUCAACGUUGUUUUUCUUUUAAUGAACAAGACGCUCGAGUGCGUGAACCCGGCCUUCUUUUAGUUUACAAUUAUAUAGCGGGAAAAUGUGCAGUAUGUAAUUAUCGCACUACAGCUCAAAUGAUAUUUCAAGGGUAUUUUGCCUCCGAAAGCCAAUUUGCCGCAAAUCGAUCACGUGAUAUUUCGCCUCUUCACGCAUGCGUUUUAAAGAGCAGACGGUGAUUUGUGGACGAAGAAAAAACUAAAAACCAAGGCCAGAACUAUGCCCGUCUCUUCCUGAAAGGAAGACCUAGUAAAAAGGCGAAAUGUUAAUUUAAAAAUAUCAGUGGGUGGAAAGGACAGUGGUAAGGGGAAGCUGGAGUCCACUACUGUCGUAUCUUACUAUUUGUAUUUAUUUGGUCAUGGAAAUUUUGAGCAGGGAAAAGUCGGAGAAUUUGAAAAACUGAUGUUGGUGUCAUCCAUGCAGGGAAAGCAUGAGUGAUGCAGUGGUGAGAGCACUUGAUUCCACCAAAGUGGAAGUGACGCCUCAUGUUGGUUGAGUUUGUUGUUGGUUAUCUUCCUUGCCAUGAGAGGUUUUUCUUUCAGGGGUACUCCAGUUAAAUAACCAACAUCUCCAAAUUCCAAUUUUAAGCAAAAUAUGGUCCACAAAGAGCCACUUUGUGGAUAUGGUGCCACUAAAAUCAUAUUAUUUUUAUUAUUCAUAAUUUUUUUUUAAAUUCUGGGCAGUUUCUGUCGCCCCUAAUAUCUCGGCUGAAUUAGGGCUAUAGGCACGAGAUGUCAGUGGCUUCUUUCUUACUCUUCCCAACCUGUUCUGUUGGCUCUCCUACUAAACCUACGAUAUUAGCAAACUCUUGCUUUCAUUGUCCUAUCUAUUUCCCCAGUGUGGUCCAUUCCAUACUGUUCCCAAUCAGUUCUGGUCCAAAAAUGUGCGACUCACAAUAACAUAAUCCCUUAAGUUAAAAUCACUCACAAACUGUGAAAACCUUUUGUUCCUUUUUGCCAUGUCCAAUUCACUUAAGCGAUUGUUAUUUAAAUGAUGUUUUUUUUUUGUACCACCCAGGAUUCAUCAGGACAAAUCAUUCCACUGCGAAGUGUGUAAUGUGUGUUUGGACAAACGGCUAGAGGGGAAUCACAAGUGUCGGCCUGACUCGGGCCACGAUGAAUGCUGUAUUUGCUUGGAGGUGAGUUUUAAACUCUAUUUUUAACGUGGGAGGUGACAAUUGCAGAACUUUUUUCUCCUGGGUGACUUAAACGUGAAUGGUGUGAGGUUUCUCGUGGGAAAAAUGGAAAUAGCCCUUAACAGCAUUAUUUGUUUAUUUAUUUAUUUUAUUUACAAGCUUUGUAGCAGGGCCUGGAACACUCACAGAACAAGCUUCAUUACGAAGUCCCAAAAAAAUGCAUGUUCUGCGCUCUGUUUCUAUACUUUUCCUAUUGCACUAAUGGGGAGAAUUGGUUUAACAGUCAAGAACGUUUGCUCUGUUUGAUUGUCUUUCUUAGUUUUACUGUAUGGAGAAUUCAAAUGUUUGUCACCCCUGGAGCUUAAAGGAUUAAACCACCAACUGGGAUCAAUUUUGGCGUUAAUUGUGUCAACAACAAAAUUCUCGAAUCUGAUUGGUUCUCACGUACUCCACUCAGUCGUACUACCAUUACUUAUUAAGCCUAAAAGAUACCAUUCUAACACAGAUAGCCAAAUAAGGGAUAAAGUUACUUUAACUGCUAUAAAGAUGUCAUGAGUGGUGUCUUGUGUGAUCGGUCUUAUUACUACCAACACAGUAUGGUGAAAUUUAUUUAUUUCUUCCCACACAUUCCUAAGCGAUACCUGCAAAGGGAAAUAAAUAAAAUGUGCAAUUUUCAAGGUUUAAGCGAGGCGACGAGUAUCCCGUCCCUUUUACAUCCUGGGAGAUGAUCUAUACUGACAUUGCUGACUUGAGAUCAUCAGUCAAAAGUGCAGAAUACAGUAGAAUUAUUUUACUUUGACACAGAUGUUAGCAUUUUAAACUAUGUCUUCUGUGCGCAUCCCACUUGUGCAUGAUACAAUCUUACUUAUUUGCGUUGAGAAACAUAUUUUCCUAUCUUCCUUCCAUCCAGGGAUGGGGGUGGGAACGACUGGGAAGCAGAGUGGAGGCUUGAUACUGCCUCCCUCUCUAACGAAUUACACCCUAGGUAACUCAAAUGAUCUACUGGUAGGGCGGCUGUUCUCUGAAAAGACAGUCAAGAAUAGGCCUUUUAAGUAGAACAUGGCUGUAACAGUACACUGCCGCGUUCUCACUAAGUUUAUGUUGCUUGUAUAAUACCUUACAUAACUUACCGCCUUCUUGUUCAUUGUUUCGUAGGAUGCAUUCAGUGGAUGCCAAAUAUUGCCUUGUUCACACAAGGUUCAUCGUGAAUGUGCCAUUGCCAUGAUCCAGAAUGGCAUGUAA